AUGGCUUACGACACCAAGUUCCCGAUAAUACUGCCCAAAGGACACCCGUUAACUAUCCUGUUACUGGACUGGUAUCACAGGAAAUUUCGUCAUGCCAAUAAUGAAACCAUUGUGAAUGAAGUUCGCCAGAAGUUCUACGUCGCCAAGUUGAGAACACGGAUCCGAGUCGUAGCAAAACGCUUUCAAUGGUGCCGUGUAUACAAAACUGUUCCCGUAAUUCCGAAGAUGAGCCAGCUACCGCAAGUUCGUACAACACCUUUUAUUCGGCCCUUCACUUUUGUAGGCAUAGAUUACUUUGGGCCCUACCAAGUGAAAGUUGGCCGCAGUGCUGUGAAACGCUGGGUAGCGAUCUUCACGUGCCUAACAGUUCGGGCCAUCCACCUGGAGGUAGUGCAUACGUUAUCUACCGAUUCGUGCAAGAAGGCAGUUCGGCGAUUCGUUGCUCGCAGAGGUGCGCCACAAGAGGUGUACAGUGACAACGGCACGAACUUCAUUGGAGCCAGUAAGGAACUAGAGAAUGAAUUGCGGGAUAUUAAUCGUAGCUUGAGCAGCACUUUCACCGACACGAAUACCCAAUGGAGAUUCAACCCGCCGUCUGCCCCACAUAUGGGUGGAUGUUGGGAACGGAUGGUUCGAUCCGUGAAGACGGCACUCGGAUCAUUGCCCAUGUCCCGAAAGUUGGACGACGAGUCGUUCAUCAAUUUGCUGGCUGAAGCGGAGCACAUGGUGAACUCGCGGCCUUUGACGUUUCUUCCAUUGGACAGCGAGGAGCAUGAAUCAUUAACACCGAACCGUUUCCUUAUGCUCAACUCAAACGGUGUUCGGCAACCAGUCAAAGCACCAGUGGACGAGAGACAAGCUUUAAAAGGCAGCUGGGAGCUGAUCCAGAACAAAUUGGACUCGUUCUGGAAUCGUUGGAUUGUUGAAUAUGAAUACCUUCCAAUAAUAUCUCGGCGGUCAAAGUGGUUCACCGAUGUUGCGCCCAUAAAGGAAGGAUCUUUGGUUGUGGUGGCCGACGGGAAGGUACGGAACCAAUGGAUACGUGGUCGUGUUUGUCGAACCUAUCCAGGUAAGGACGGAGCAGUGCGACUAGCGGACGUUGAGACAACUAACGGAACUUUAAGAAGGAGAGCGGUUUGCAACCUGGCUAUUUUAGACGUAGCUAGGCAGGAUGAAAUAGCAGUGGGCGAUCGUGAUGAUGCAGAUAGCGACGGGCGCAGUAUAGCCAGCAGUCGCGGAUACGGUGCCGCUGAACAAGGGUUCAGCAAGGGGGGAGGAUGUUGUGACGAAUGCGUCUAA
Molecule: messenger RNA, 1299 nt
Organism: Aedes albopictus (Asian tiger mosquito)
Lineage: Eukaryota; Metazoa; Arthropoda; Insecta; Diptera; Culicidae
Exons: 1
Coding region: 1-1299 (432 amino acids)
Biological process (GO): DNA integration
Molecular function (GO): nucleic acid binding
Source: RefSeq, a predicted model, not a curated record